AUGUUAUUGAAAAAUAUCAUUAAACGUUCGUUAACAACAACGAAUGCAAAAAGAUUUUUAACGAUUGGAUUGAUACCAGCCGAUGCAAGAAAAGUUUUGGAGGCAAUUUCUACAAUUGAUAAUGGUAGUCCAAAAUUUAAAUUUGUAGAUUUGGAUGCUGGAUUUGAAUAUUUUCAAAAAAACGGGGUAGCACUCCCUGAAAUAACUCUGGAAAUAUUAAAGAAUGAAUGCGAUGGUGCACUUUUUGGUUCUGUCAGUUCUCCAUCGCAUAAAGUCGCAGGUUAUUCAUCACCAAUUGUUGCAUUAAGAAAAAAAUUGGAUCUUUAUGCAAAUGUUAGGCCUGUUGUAUCAGUUAAAUCAAUCAAUGAUAAUGAUCAGCAAAAAUCAAUAGAUAUGUUAAUUGUUAGAGAAAAUACUGAAUGUUUGUAUAUCAAACAAGAAAGACAAGAAAUUGACGAGAAGACAGGAUUAAAGGUGGCAUGGGCAGAUCGAAAGAUAUCAGAAUAUGCAUCGAAAAGAUGCGGUAAAAUUGCAUUUGAAAUGGCUUUGAAACGUGAUGCACUACGUCAACAAAUUCCUAUUGAACAGCGAGUAUGGAAAUCUGAAAGACCCAAAGUAACAAUUGUUCAUAAAUCAAAUGUUUUAAGUAUAACAGAUGGAUUGUGGAGAGAGGUUGUUAGAGGUGUGAAGGAAAAUGAUUCGAGAUACGAUGGUGUUGAUAUGGAUGAACAAUUAGUUGAUUCGAUGGUUUAUCGUCUUUUUCGUGAACCCGACUGUUUUGAUGUAGUGGUUGCUCCUAAUUUAUACGCUGCAGCAUUAGUUGGAAGUUUGGGUGUUGUUCCUAGCGCAAAUGUUGGAGAUGGUUUUGUCAUUGGUGAACCAGUACAUGGUUCUGCACCUGAUAUUGCUGGACAGAAUAAAGCUAACCCAAUAGCAGCAAUUCGUAGUUCGGCAUUGUUAUUAGAACAUAUGGGAUAUCCUAAAGAGGCUUUGAAAAUCUAUAAAGCGGUUGAUAGUGUAUUAAGAGUUGGCGGCGAUUUUCUUACACCGGAUUUAGGUGGUAAAUCAACUACAAAUGAAUUGACUGACAAUAUUAUUAAACAGAUUUAA
Entrophospora candida is the source of this 1110-nucleotide messenger RNA. The record is from the annotation of a GenBank genome assembly. NCBI's taxonomy places the organism in Eukaryota, Fungi, Glomeromycota, Glomeromycetes, Entrophosporales, Entrophosporaceae.